GUCGUUAUUUGACGUCUGUGCUUGGAAUGAAAAAUUGUCAAUAUUUAUUUAUUUCUAUGAACGUAUGAGAAGUAAUUUUACAAAAAAUAAAUUUCAACAAUGUCGGCCAGGCAAGCCAUACAAGUUGGCACAAAAACUGUAAGGCCAGUGCUCUCAUUGACCCAGGCCGAUGCAAAAUCUAGAGUUCUAAGUCUAUACAAAGCAUGGUAUCGUCAAAUUCCCUACAUCGUAAAGGAUUUUGACAUCCCAAAAUCUGAAGCACAAUGCCGAGCAAAACUAAAGGAAAGCUUCUUAAAGAACAAGGAUGUUAAGGACAUAAGAGUUAUUGAUAUACUUGUCAUUAAGGGUCAGAUGGAGUUGAAAGAAACUGUGAAUGGUUGGAAGCAAAAUUGUCAUGUUAUGACUUACUUCAAGCCAACCGAAGAACCCAAGCCUAAAGAUUUUCUAUCUAAAUUCUUCACAGGUCAAGAGUAAUUCUGAUUAUUGUACAUACCUAAUAUCUUUUGUUAAUAAGUAAAAGUGUACUGUAGAAGUAAUGUUAUAGAGAAUUUAUUUAAGUGAUUAAAGAUUAAUUCCUA
Bicyclus anynana (squinting bush brown) is the source of this 578-nucleotide messenger RNA. Its product is annotated as NADH dehydrogenase [ubiquinone] 1 alpha subcomplex subunit 6. NCBI's taxonomy places the organism in Eukaryota, Metazoa, Arthropoda, Insecta, Lepidoptera, Nymphalidae. Gene Ontology annotation, biological process: response to oxidative stress. The record is from RefSeq and is a predicted model, not a curated record. The coding region runs from base 100 to 474 and encodes 124 amino acids. The transcript is spliced from 3 exons.